This is a messenger RNA of Tupaia belangeri chinensis (Chinese tree shrew), 1828 nucleotides long. RefSeq names its product cytokine receptor like factor 2 (gene CRLF2). The transcript is spliced from 8 exons. Bases 40 to 1128 code for a protein of 362 amino acids. Gene Ontology annotation, molecular function: protein binding; cytokine receptor activity. Gene Ontology annotation, cellular component: external side of plasma membrane. Gene Ontology annotation, biological process: cytokine-mediated signaling pathway. The record is from RefSeq and is a predicted model, not a curated record. NCBI's taxonomy places the organism in Eukaryota, Metazoa, Chordata, Mammalia, Scandentia, Tupaiidae.
GGCCUCGGUCACCGACCGCCCUCGCUGUCCCGCCCAAGCAUGAGCCGGGGCUGGAUGGGGCCGUGGACAGCGGCCGCCUUGCUGCUGGGAGCCGGGAUGGCUUCGGGGAGCGCGGCCACAGGAGAAGAACUGCAGGUUCAAAUGAUCUGCUUCAAUUUCGAAACGGUGCAGGUUACGUGGAAUGCAAGUCAGUACCCCGGGACGAACCUGACUUUCUUCUACAAAUUCAGCCCCGAGGAAGAGUACAGCCCCUGUCCCCGCUACACUGUUGACCAGGGCCACGCCACAGGGUGCCUGCUCGGGGCCAAGGACGCCAUUCUGUAUUUCUCUAUCAGAGACGGAAGCCGUCCCGUUCUCACCAUGGACCAGUGGGUCAGCGAGUACCUGAAGCCCAGCUCCCCGGAAGAUGUGAGGUUCUCGUGGCACCAAGAAGCGGUCACGGUGGUGUGCACCAACCUGUCCUACAACGGUCUGCUCUAUGAGGUCCAGUAUCGGAGCACCUUCGACACCGCCUGGCAGUCCAAGGAGGAAAAGAGCUGCCACGUUACCGUAGACGGCUUGGAUGCCGAGAAGUGCUACUCCUUCCGGGCUAGAAUAAAGGCAAGCGAGGUCAGCUACGGCUCCGCCACUCACCCCAGCGACUGGUCGGAGACGGCGCUCUGGCAGGGAGGCCAGCCGAGAGAUCGGUGUCCGGAGAAGGAGCCGCUCUCUCCCAGGUUCAUCUUACUGUCCGGGCUGGCCACUGUCCUGGCGCUGUCUCUGCUGUCGCUGUCCGUGUGGAAACUGUGGAGGAUGAAGAGGCUCCUCGUGCCCACGGUGCCUGACCCGAAGUCCACCUUCCCUGGUCUGUUCGAGCAGCACCGGGGAGACUUCCAGGAGUGGAUCAGAGACACCCAGAAUGUGGCCCCCGUGAGCAAGAUGGAGUUCCAGGACCAGGAGUGUGAGCCCGUGGGCGCCCUGGUGGUCCAGCCAGCCAAGACGGAGGUGGGGACACCCACGACCGUGGGCGAGGGCGAGGCUUCCGGGGGGCCCCUCCCGCUCCCUGGCCAGCUCCCCCGAGGCGGGGACGUGGUCUCUGUCGGGGGCUUUACGUUCGUGGUGAGCGACAGCUCGUACGUGACACUGUGAAGGCACACGACCUUGGACGGAAUGUUCCGGGUGCUCCGUACCUUCAUGGAGGGAACACCUGCACCCGUGACGCUGGUGUCGGAGUCCUGGAAGAUCCCAGACCCCAAGGAAUGUGUCCUGUGACAACGGCCAGCCCACUGACGUCUCUGCGGGAGACCUCGGUAGUGGACUCGUUGUGGGGGGAGACAUUUCUUCGGAACACUUGCUUGCUUUCGGUUUCCACCUCUGCUGUUCCCUAACUUUUAAAGGAGGAGGAGGACAAAGCCUUGAAGCCCCCCUCCUCUGUCUGUGCCCACCUCCCGCCCUCUCUUUCUGUUACUCCCACCUGCGGAUGGCUGUGCGGCUCUUUUGUUACACGGCACGUGUACCCAGCCAGCGCGGCAGGGCAUGCCCGCGUAGGGAGGGGAAUCCUGCUUUACAAACACAAAGGAGCAGGGCGGGGCGGUGGUGCAGCUCGGAAUGCGACGUGGCCAAGUUCGGGGUUCAUAUCUGCUGACGCCCUGGAGUUCUCUGGGCUCCUGUGCACCUGGUUCAGGGCGGCCUGAGGCUGGAAGCGGAUCUGCGCCAGCAGUGAGCCAGCCUCUGGCAUGCUGGCUGAGGUGUCUGUCUGAAGUUUGCAGUAAUGAGUCUUCUGGUUUUCGGGGGUUUUUGCUAUAGGGCGUGUGUACUUGCCAGAAAGAGAGACAGAGACAGAGAGACA